GCUUUGCCCCUGCACUAGUGCCGCUUUAAUCGCUCCAAAGUCAAGCGUCAAUUGCGUAUAUAAAACGACUGGAUCGGAUCGAUGCCUAGCCAUCAUUCACUGCACUGCUCUCUCCGUUGUUUAUCCAUUCGCUACAAUUUGCAUCUGCAAAUUAAAGUUGAUAACUAAUCAUACAAGCUAGUAGCUUCAGCUUGAUUUCAUCUUCAGUUCUUUCUGGAUAACAAAUCAGACCAACUUUGUCGAUCGAUCCAAAUUCAGAGAAAUUAUCUCUGAGUAGUGAAUUAAAAGAUGGGGUCUCUGAUGGCUGGAUGGGAUUCACCCGUUCUUGGCGAUGAGAACAGAGUUCUUGCGAGGAGGAACAAGUCGCUGACGAGGGAGGAGGUGGAGGCGUUCUGGAAGCAGCACGGCGGCGAGAUGAUGUCGGGCUCGCCGCUCGGCUCCCCCGCCGCCGGCGGCAUGGCGCGGUCGGCCCCGGUGAGCCGCUCGAAGGCGCACGCCUCGUCGCCUCGCGGCGGCCGUAUCGACCCGGCGACUCGCGUGGAGGGCUUCUUCCCCCACGACGACGCCGCCGCCGCCGAGAGCCCCAGCAAGAGCCACGACUGGUGGACGAGGAGCAACUGGGCGUUCCUGAACGAGCCGCCGCAGGAGGAGAUCGCCGGCAAGGCGCAGAACUACGCGCCGCAGUUCCACGUCGCCCGGAUCGCCACCGGCAACGCAUGAACAACGCCACAACCCCUCGACCAUCGCAUAUAGCAUAAAUUAGUAGUAGUAUUGAUCAAUCGAUCAGCCAGUGCGAGUGACGUGGGGCUUGGCUUGGUGUGUGUUCAUAGUACGUAUUACGUUUGAUAAUUACCCCACGCUACAGCAGAGUAGGACUAGAGAGAGAUAUGAUGGUACUAGUAAAUUAAAUUUGCGUUCUUUGGGUCAUUUUGCAUCAGUGUAUGUACAUACGUGCAUCCGUAUAUGUACAUAUACCGCUAUGUCGUCCUAUGUAUGCAAAAGCUGUUAAGACAGCGUGUAAAAAAGAAGCUACCAUGUAAUGGUAUUUGCAUAUUGCAGGAUCUUUCUUGGGCCA
This is a messenger RNA of Oryza sativa Japonica Group (Japanese rice), 1075 nucleotides long. RefSeq lists its product as uncharacterized. The record is from RefSeq and is a predicted model, not a curated record. NCBI's taxonomy places the organism in Eukaryota, Viridiplantae, Streptophyta, Magnoliopsida, Poales, Poaceae.